UAAUAGUGCCGUUAUAUGCAUGGUGACGUCAGCAGUGCAACGAACACGACUUAUUGCAUCUUAAACGAUUUGCAUUGGUUAUUUCCGCAGUGUCGCGCUGACCUUGUCCACUAUUAUUCAAUCAUCGAAGGGAUUUACGAGAGUCACAUCAUCAUGUUGGGCGGCAGUGUGCUCUGGUUCCGACACGGUCUGCGGCUGCACGACAACCCGGCGCUUCAUGACGCCCUCGAGGACCCGGAGACUCCGUUCUUCCCAAUCUUCGUGUUUGAUGGAGAGACUGCCGGUACAAAAGUGGUAGGGUACAACCGUAUGCGCUAUCUCUUGGAAGCACUAGAUGACCUAGAUCGUCAGUUCAGGCAGUAUGGAGGGAGGCUUCUGAUGAUCAAAGGGAAACCUGCGGACGUGAUUCGGAGAUUGUGGGAGGAAUUUGGCAUAAGCAAGCUAUGCUUCGAGCAAGACUGCGAGCCGAUAUGGCGUGCCCGGGACGAGAGCGUGCGCGCCGUGUGCCGCCAGAUCGGCGUGCGGUGCCGCGAGCGGGUGUCGCACACGCUGUGGGACCCGGACACCAUCGUGAGGGUCAACGGGGGGAUACCGCCGCUCACCUAUCAGAUGUUCUUGCAUACUGUAGCUAUAAUUGGUGAUCCGCCGCGACCCGUAGAUGAUGUGGACCUGCGCAAGGUCAACUUUGGAGUGUUGCCUGAUUCAUUUUACAAUGAAUUUGUUGUUUUUGACAAGACUCCAAAACCAGAAGACCUGGGUGUGUUCCUGGAGAAGGAGGACAUCCGUAUGAUCCGCUGGGUGGGAGGGGAGAGGGCGGCGCUGCAGCAGGCGGACCAGAGACUGGCGGUCGAACACGAGACCUUUUGCAAGGGUUCAUAUCUGCCAACCCACGGCAGUCCGGACUUGUUGGGACCUCCCAUAUCGCUGAGUCCAGCUUUGCGGUUUGGAUGCUUAUCGGUGAGGAGGUUUUACUGGGCGGUACAAGAUCUGUUUCAGAAAGUGCACCAGGGUCGUGUAUCGUCAACUCAUUUUAUUACGGGCCAGCUAAUCUGGCGCGAAUACUUCUACACGAUGAGCGUGAACAACCCCCGCUACGGGCAGAUGGAGGGCAACCCCAUCUGCCUCGACAUCCCCUGGAAGCAACCGCAGGGUGACCACCUCGAGAGGUGGAAAGAAGGUCGUACGGGAUUUCCAUUCGUGGACGCAGCCAUGCGGCAGCUGCUGGCUGAGGGCUGGCUGCACCACGCGUUGCGUAACACCGUCGCGUCAUUCCUCACGCGCGGCACUCUGUGGCUCUCUUGGGAGCACGGCUUGAAGCAUUUCUUGAAGUAUCUGCUGGACGCAGAUUGGUCGGUGUGCGCGGGCAACUGGAUGUGGGUGUCGUCGAGCGCGUUCGAGGCGCUGCUGGACUCGGGCGAGUGCGCGUGCCCCGUGCGGCUCGGCCUGCGCCUCGAGCCCAGCGGCCGCUACGUGCGCCGCUACGUGCCCGAGCUGACGCACAUGCCGGACGCCUACAUCUACGAGCCGUGGAAGGCCCCGCUGGAGGUGCAGCAGCGCGCGGGCUGCGUGAUCGGGCGCGACUACCCGCCGCCCAUCCUCGACCACCUCGGCGCCGCCGACAGGAACCGCGCCGCCAUGCAGGAGUUACGUCGCAUCUUGGACAAGGCUCAGCCGCAUUGCUGUCCGUCUUCGGAGGAUGAAAUCCGCCAGUUCAUGUGGCUGCACGAGGACCCGCAGCUCGAACAAAUCGCUAAUACUAAUUAAAUAAAACGUUUAUAAAAACUAACCGUUCAUCCCGCCAUUUCCAGGGUGGAAAACGGACUAAAAACUAAAAAAAUAAUAGUCUAUAUAUCACUCAGGAGGAAUGGAGAAAUGUAGCUUUUUAGUUGCUAAUUUUUAAUUUGAUGAGGUAGUUUUG
Molecule: messenger RNA, 1918 nt
Organism: Zerene cesonia (dogface butterfly)
Lineage: Eukaryota; Metazoa; Arthropoda; Insecta; Lepidoptera; Pieridae
Gene: cry
Product: cryptochrome-1
Exons: 13
Coding region: 16-1764 (582 amino acids)
Biological process (GO): circadian regulation of gene expression; entrainment of circadian clock by photoperiod
Cellular component (GO): nucleus; cytoplasm
Molecular function (GO): DNA binding; FAD binding
Source: RefSeq, a predicted model, not a curated record